AUUUUCAAACAACCAGACAACAGACAAAUAGGUGGAUAAGUUGCCAAAAUGAGAUCUUUAAUUUUAUUUAUAUUUUUUUUUAAUUUCGUAUUUUGUGUGAGUUCUUUUUUCGAAGAAGAUUGUUUAAAGAAAGUUGUCGAAUCUCAUAUUGAGGGAAAAUGUGCGAAUCAACUGAAAACAUUGUGCAGACGUCAUGAUUUGUUAUUCACAUUCUGGGAUUCAUCUUCGAGAAUAUUUAAGAAUGGUUUGACUGCAACAAGCCAGUUGGAUCUGGGAAAUUAUGAUUUAUGUCUGUCUAUCGACGACAAUUUGGAUAAUGUUCAUAUUUUGGGAAAAUAUUGUUCAACUCAGUGGGAAACAGCUGUUCCUAAGGGUGCUUUAGAAGAAUUGAUUUUCAUUAUGGAAAAAUAUAAUCCCAUGCAUUUAUUGACAAAUAAAACAUAUUUGGAUUCAUUCCAAAAUGUAGUUAAAUAUGAGGCUCCAUCAGAUGAAAAAAUAUAUUUGACUGGAUCAAUCUGUAUUCCUGAUGCUUGUUCGCCAAUAGAAUUCAAGAAAGUGUUCAAUCCAUAUAUUUACCCAGUCGUUGAUUUAGAAUGUAAUUGUCUUACAAAAGAUGGGCCAUAUUUAUCUGUCUCCGAAACAAUUAUCACAAUAUGUAUUGGUGUGAUUUUGCUGGUGGUAAUUGGUACUACAAUUUACCAUGUUUGGUUUUACAACAAAUACGAAGUGGAUCCUCACGAGUUGAUAAAAGCUUUCUCAGCCUUUCAUAAUGGUAAAAAGCUCAUUACCAUAAGCAAGGGUAAUCCAGAUCAAAUUCAAUGUAUCCAUGGGCUUAGAUUUCUAAGCAUGAUAUGGGUGAUUGCAGGUCAUUCAUUCAGUUCUGGUACCAGUUUUCCCCAAAUGAAUAAAGAUGAUGUAGAUGAGUGGAAAACAAAGUUAUACUCAGAGUAUAUACAAGCUGGACAUUAUGCGGUAGACACCUUUUUCUUCCUCUCUGGUCUGCUUCUGGCUUAUGGCUACAUGAAACAAAUGAAAGGAGUGGAAGUUGCAUCACAAAUCAAGGGUAUACCUCUCAUGAUUUUGAAUCGAUAUAUAAGGUUAACUCCAGCCGUCGCCGCACUUUUUUUCGUCUCUAUUUCAUUCUUUAAAUCACUGGGAAAUGGCCCAAUGUGGUACUUAUAUGUGAAUUACGUGAAUGAUACUUGUAAAAACAUCUGGUUGAAGUAUUUUCUUUACAUACAAAACUACGGUCCUGCUGAGGAUAUGUGCUAUCUCCAAACCUGGUAUUUAUCUGCAGAUAUGCAAAUGUUCGUUGUCGCUCCAAUAGUUCUAAUUCCUGCUGCUUUAUAUUUCCGUAAAAAUCUACGAGUAGUCAUUGCAUCACUGAGUGGCUUGAUAGUAUUCUGCGUUGGACUUACUAUAGCUAUACGCUAUAUUGUUGAUGACUACACAAAUGAGUACGACACUCAUUCGAGGCUAUCCAACUAUUUAGUAGGUAUAAUUGGAGGAAUAAUAAUGCACACUUUAAGGGGAAAAGAUAUCAAAAUCAAUAAGGUUGUCAACUUAGUGACAUGGAUCAUUACUCUAUCAGUUAUGGUAUUUCUCAUUCUUUACCUACAUGAUGUUGUACAGAACCCAACAGUGGAUAAAACGAAUUUCUUCUACGCAUUACAAAGACCAAUUUGGAGUGCUGGUAUUUUAUGGAUAGUUUUCUCCUGUCAUUUUGGUUAUGGAGGUAUAAUCAAUGAUAUUUUGAGCAUUCCAUGCUUUCAAAUCGGCUCAAGGCUAUCAUAUUGCAUGUAUAUUGUUCAUUUUAUGGUGAUUUUUCUUUAUUCUGGAUCACUAAGAACAUACCAAUUAGUCAAUGACUACACUAUGUUGUACUUGACGUGCGGCCAUGUUGUUGCUAGUAUGUUAGUUGCUACAAUAUGGACCCUUCUCUUCGAAGCUCCGAUGAUCAUCCUGAACAAGAUGCUGUUUGGAAAAUUAGAUUCACCGAAAAAAUGAUGGAAGAAGCAUGAUUCCAGGUGUUUAAAUUAUGUACUCAGAAGUAUCUCAAUUAGUUAUUAGACUUAUAAGAAUUUUUUAUUGAUUGAAAUAAAUAUAUUUUUACUUA
Messenger RNA from Harmonia axyridis, 2116 nucleotides. Its product is annotated as O-acyltransferase like protein-like. The record is from RefSeq and is a predicted model, not a curated record. NCBI's taxonomy places the organism in Eukaryota, Metazoa, Arthropoda, Insecta, Coleoptera, Coccinellidae. The transcript is spliced from 13 exons. The coding region runs from base 49 to 2007 and encodes 652 amino acids. Gene Ontology annotation, molecular function: acyltransferase activity, transferring groups other than amino-acyl groups.